AAUACCGGUCGUAGUUCUGCCCCUCUCUUUCAAACGAGCCUGUUGAAACUAUCCAAUAUUCUAGAUGAAAGGCAUGGCAGGAAUAACAACACUUGCCCUCAAUGGAAAGAUGGCAAUGGCCAUUUCAGAUGGAGGUUAGUAUACUUGGAUGGAGACAAGCAAUGGACGACACUUGUGAGUUGAACAUCAUUGAGGUUGAUGGCUGUGGAAGUGACCAAAGCCUAAACAGCAAUGCCAGUCUUCCCAAUGUUCAGAGCAGUGCAUGUUACACUGAUAGAUCAGUCGCCAGCUGGGCAGUGUCCUUUGAACGGCUUCUGCAAGACCCUGUUGGUGUGAAGUAUUUCACAGAGUUUUUAAAGAAGGAAUUCAGUGCGGAAAACAUAUUAUUUUGGCAAGCCUGUGAACGCUUUCAGCAGAUCCCAGCAGAUGACUUGGACCAACUCUCAAAGAUUGCUAGCGAGAUCUACAGCACGUACUUGUCCAGCAACUCCCUCAGCCCCAUCAACAUCGACAGGCAGGCACAACUGGAGGAGGAUGUUCUCAACGACCCCACGUCAGAUAUGUUCAAAGCACAACAGCUUCAGAUCUUUAAUCUGAUGAAGUUUGACAGCUACACACGUUUUGUGAAAUCCCCACUUUACCGGCAGUGUGUGUUGGCAGAGGUCGAGGGUCAACCACUGCCUGGUAGUAACUCACAAGGGAGCUUUCUGACCUUGGAAUACAGACCUGACAAGGAGAGUGUGAGCCCCUGUGACUCCAAGAAGCAAAAGAAGAAGCUGAAGUCAGGAAAGUCUUUCAGCAGUAUUCCACAGGACAGCUAUGAUAGAAAAGGAGGAAACUUGGAAAAACAGAUCCGGAGGAGUAAAAGUAAACUGAAUCGGAAGAACGAGAAAAGAGAUUCCUUGGGAGUGGACUUUGCAGAAAGUAAUGGCCUCUCCCUAUCACGCCGUGAGUCCCAGGGGUCUGUGUAUUCAACAGCCAGCUUGGAACUUGGUUUCCUCAGCUCUCUGCAAGCUAGAACUGAGAUUGAGAGACCGAGCCCAGAGAUAGAUAAAGAAAAGAAAGUGAAAUACUGCUGCAUUUACCUCCCUGACAAAACGGCCUCUUUAGCAAUGGUUCGGCCUGGCUUAACCAUCCGAGACUUAUUGACUGGCGUCUGUGAAAGACAUGGGAUUCCUUUGGCUGCCACAAGUGUCUAUCUGGCUGGAAGUGAGAAGAAGCCCCUCGCACUGGAUCAGGAUAGUAUGAUCUUAUGUGAUCAGGAGCUUCGUCUGGAGAAGAAAAUAUUGUUUGAGUUGGAACUUGUUCCAGUAAAUCGGCAACUUUGGGUGACAGCUAAACCUGCAAAAACCGUGUCUGAGGCUUUGCAGCCAUUUCUAAUCAAAUAUAACUUGAGUGCCAAGGAAAUGGAAGCUAAAAUUAGUGGAGCGUCCGAGCCUCUGAAACUGGAUGCCACUGUGUCCUGCCUGGAGAAUCAGCGAGUGAUCCUGGACAAGAAACCUGAGCAGGGUGGACAAGAGGAGAAGAAGAGUUCUAGACAAUUGUCCACAUGCCUUAUGCAGCAGGCAUCUUCCACAGAGAUAAAGGAAGCCUUGGAGAGCCCCUCCAACUCAUCACGGACUUCUAAGAGAAACAGAAUUAAAGGAAAAUCUGAAGAGAGGAAGCAGCUGUACCGCAAGACUUAUGAUGUAGAAGCGCUGUUUGAGAUGUUGUCAAAAGCACAGAAUUGCCGUGCUAAUGAUCAACGAGGUCUUCUGAAGAAGGAAGACUUGGUGCUUCCAGACUUUCUGCAGCUUCCCAAAGAACUGGCCGGCAUUAGUCUUCAACCGGCCAAAUCGGACGCUGGGAGUGAGAAAGGCACCAGAAAUCAAACCUGUCCGGAGAAAGGUGCGACUGAGAGUGAAAAGAUCCCAGGAGUUCCGAAUAAGGAACCAAUCCUGAAUAUCUCCACUUCAGAGGGCACACAGCAAGAAGAUUCGACAGAACGGAAGAGUCUGUGCCCCCACGUGGCUUUUUAAUGAUGGCGAGAUGGUGUAGUUGUGGCCAGCAGACCGGGAGGGCCAACUUAGAGCAGCUGCUCCAGCUCUUCCUGUUUCCCCAUGAUGGGAACAGGGGGCUGAGCUCAACAGGGCAGGAUUUCCCAAACCACGGUGAGUCCCAGUGCGUUGACACUGCCAAUUCCUUCAGCGCCAUGACUGUUGAUGACACUCCAGUGACGAUGGAACUCCAUUUCCUUUUAGCUGGGCCAAGUGGCCACUUUCUGUGCUGUAUGAGGCUAUGAAUUCCUGGCUCGAGGCACUUUACAGAAUCCAAGCUGUGAAAGAAAUUGGGGAUCUCGGGAUCGCAACGUUGGAAUAGGCCACCGCUCAUAAGGGACCCUCCUUUUCAUGAUUUAUCUCCAUUUUAAUAUCCCGCUAAUGCUGCUAAGUGCAAUGAACCAAUGUAACACAAAAAGGCCCCUGCUUGGAAUUUACUUCAAAGCCGUUUGCAUUCAGAGAAAUGUGCUCUUGAUCAGGAAGGCAGACUUAAACUGUCAGACACCUGGGUCAAAGAUCUGUCUGACUGAUUCUAAUUUGAACCAUUUCCUGGAUCUUUCCAAAGUGAAUUCAACACCUAGCUGACACAUUUAUUCAAUCUUUAACUUGUUUACAUAUAUCUGUUGUUCUUAUUAUUGUUAGUCUUUGAAUAUUGUUUGUUCUUGAUGCAACUAAAGAAUGUGGAUCUCAGGAAAA
This is a messenger RNA of Carcharodon carcharias (great white shark), 2732 nucleotides long. RefSeq names its product regulator of G-protein signaling 14-like. Bases 102 to 2018 code for a protein of 638 amino acids. Gene Ontology annotation, molecular function: GTPase activator activity. Gene Ontology annotation, biological process: signal transduction. NCBI's taxonomy places the organism in Eukaryota, Metazoa, Chordata, Chondrichthyes, Lamniformes, Lamnidae. The record is from RefSeq and is a predicted model, not a curated record. The transcript has 15 exons.